This is a messenger RNA of Drosophila ananassae, 1062 nucleotides long. It is a transcript of the gene D1, whose product is annotated as chromosomal protein D1. The transcript is spliced from 2 exons. Bases 1 to 1062 code for a protein of 353 amino acids. Gene Ontology annotation, molecular function: DNA binding. The record is from RefSeq and is a predicted model, not a curated record. Lineage: Eukaryota; Metazoa; Arthropoda; Insecta; Diptera; Drosophilidae.
AUGGAGGAAGUUGUGGUAAAGAAGCGCGGUCGGCCCCCAAAGGCACCUGGUACUGGCACUCCAGCACCCACGCCGAGCGGCCGUAAGCGCGGUCGUCCCGCCAAGAAUAAGACUGGUCCCAGUCCACCCAGUGGCGGUGGUGGCACUGGCACUGGCACCGGCACUGGCCAACGCGGUCGUCCACCCAAAACUCCGAAGAACUAUGACGAGUCCGGCGAUCAGGAGAAUGACGAGUCCAACGAUCAGGAAGCACCAACACCGCCGCCAGUUGUGUCCAAGGGACGGGGCCGGCCAAAGGGCAGCGGCAACAAUGCCAACAGCGAUAGCGCCAAGUCGCAAGCCGCUGGGAAGCGAGGACGGAAGGCCGGUCGCCCCAAGAAGCACCAGCCCAGCGACAGUGAAGACGACGACGAUAAUAGCGAAGAUGACUUCGAUGACGAGGACGAUGAGGACCGGCGCCCCGUGGGCCGGCCGUCAACCGGAGCCGUGAAUCUGAACAUCGUGCGAACCGGACGCGGCCAGGGCCGACCGAAGAAACGGGAAUGGAAUGGAGAUGGCGAGGCACCCUCACCCAAAAAGCGGGGUCGUCCCGCGCAAGGCGGCAGCAAACCAUCUACCUACGUCCCAUCCGGACGUCCACGGGGCCGACCAAAGGCCAAUGCUGUGGCGGAAAAGCCAGCGAUCAGCGAUGGUGAUGAGAACGAGGACGAUGGAUCGCAGGAUGAGGGACAUAAUGAUAUCGCAAAUACGGCAGUAACGCCGAAAAAGCGAGGAAGACCCUCACUGGCGUCAAAGGCAGCCAAGGAGGAGGGGUCGGCCAAGCGAGGACGACCGCCGAAGGCAGCUAACAAUGAUGACGGGCAUGAUGACGGAGCCGAUUCCACCGAUGCCGGCGAAUUCAACAGCAGCAGCAACAACAAGAAGGAUCAAAAUGAUUCGGGCAACGGUCCGAGGGAAGGAUCCUCCAAACCAGAAGGCAACAAAUGGCCCUCAGAUGUCGACAAUGAUGCCGAAUAUGCAUCGGAUGCUGACUACAAAGAUGCCGAUUCUGUAGCCGCUUAA